This is a messenger RNA of Penicillium lagena, 531 nucleotides long. Its product is annotated as DASH complex subunit SPC19. Bases 1 to 531 code for a protein of 176 amino acids. NCBI's taxonomy places the organism in Eukaryota, Fungi, Ascomycota, Eurotiomycetes, Eurotiales, Aspergillaceae. The record is from RefSeq and is a predicted model, not a curated record. Gene Ontology annotation, cellular component: DASH complex; spindle microtubule. The transcript is spliced from 2 exons. Gene Ontology annotation, biological process: attachment of spindle microtubules to kinetochore.
AUGGCCGCCUCCCUCUCAGCCUCUGUCUCAUCGCUUCAAUCCACCCUACAACUCCUCGACAGCUCCAUCUCCACCCUGGACGAAGGCGUGCACGACUUCCCCCGCCUCUGCAAAGUGCUCCAAACAACGCGCCACUUCGAACUCCUCCCCGAACCAACCCUCCGUGAAGCGCAACGCUCCCUCCUCGACGAGAUCAGCCCGAGCAUCGCACACCUCCUCUCCCUAGCCACCAACCACGUCGAGAAACUCGCGCGGCGCGAACAGGGCCUGAAAGCAAAAUGCGAUUUGCAAGAGGGUCGUCUGUCGUCUAAUUCGGAGAGCAAAAGCUCUGCUGCGCGGCAGAACCAGGCUAGCGCUGCAGCGUUGCGGGCGAGAAUGGCUAGAGCUGGAAGUGGGGAUAAUGCGGCGAAGGCCCUGCAGCUUAAGAGUCUUGUGCAGAAGAAGGAGAGAUUGAAGUAUGCGGUUGAGAGGUUGGAGUUGCAGAGUACACAGAAGGAGAGGCAAUUGAGAAAGAGCAUGGCGGCGCAGUGA